CUGUUGUCGUGCUGUGAGGGUGAGUUUGUGCCGGUAGAAAUGCCUGCAUUCGCUGCCCAUUAAACUCCUCAUUUGCCGCUUGGACCUCGUUGGGUUGAUGUAGACCGGUUGCCAGCGCAUAGUCCUCGAAUUCAUCCCUGAAGUUGUACCAAUUAGUAUUCGAGACCCCUGUGAGAACCAUGGGAUUUGGUGGCGGAAUGUUCGCUGCCAUAGCGAUGGAAUAGGAGAUAUCUUUGCCUUCAGCCAUCGAGGUAACAUUAGGUAGUGAUGCUCGCUUGCCAGCUAACAACGAGUUGAUCCGUGUUGUGACUAGCAGUAGGAAACGGCGUGUGUUCGCAUAUGGAACGUAACCGCGCCAAUACUGUACUCAGCUACAGAAAUAACAGACGUGUGGUUUUCAAGACACUUCUGAUACCAUGUUUCAGUACGAUAUGUUGGAUAAAGGAAUGAAGAAUGAAGACAGACACCAAUGUCAAGUUCAAUAGCCUUGUUCAAGCGUUGUACAAAUCCCUACACACGGAGUCCAGGAAACAGUCCGUCUUGUCGAUUACCUAUCAAUUACACUCCGUAACAAUCAUCCUGGUCAUUUCUACUGCCUCUGAUCGAGCGGACUCCCUUGCUUUGUUUGGAUAUAAGGCCAGAGCUGCUUCAUCACUGCACAACUGCAACCUGCAAUUCACUUCUUCAAUCUACUGCUCCUAAAUACUUAAUCAUGAGUAUGAACUACAUGAGCACCGAGAGGAUUCUGCUGAAAGGGGACUACCUCCUCUCCAACAAUGGACAAUUUAAAGCUAUCUUUCAGACCGAUGGCAACUUUGUGCUCUACGGUUGGGGUCGGGUUGUCUGGGCAUCAAACACUGUGAACAAAGAUGCUCAGAGGCUCAUCCUCCAACAGGAUGGCAACCUGGUCAUCUACACUACACAGGACCAUCCCAUUUGGUCAAGUAACACUGGCCGUUGCAACAAUACACAAAGAGGCCACCUCACCCUCACUGACAAAGGUACCCUGGAGCUCUACAGAGACCUAGUGGUGAUCUGGACAUCGUAACAUCGACCGGCCCAACAAUGCACAAAGAGGUCACCUCACCCUCCCUGACGAAGGUGCCCUGAUGCUCUACAGUCCCAGAAAUAUGGUCUGGUGCUCUCGUGAGGACACUAAUAAUGAGGCAGAGUAACAUCUUCACUUGACCAUACCUGUCUACAUCUACCACUAAGCUGUAUUCAAAAGGCUUGAGGCUCUAACCCUUUGAUUUGGUCAAAUAAAAAUGUAUUGACUUAAA
Oncorhynchus gorbuscha (pink salmon) is the source of this 1280-nucleotide messenger RNA. Its product is annotated as mannose-specific lectin-like. Bases 713 to 1048 code for a protein of 111 amino acids. The transcript has 4 exons. NCBI's taxonomy places the organism in Eukaryota, Metazoa, Chordata, Actinopteri, Salmoniformes, Salmonidae. The record is from RefSeq and is a predicted model, not a curated record.